This is a messenger RNA of Thalassophryne amazonica, 1968 nucleotides long. It is a transcript of the gene arg2, whose product is annotated as arginase 2. Gene Ontology annotation, molecular function: arginase activity; manganese ion binding. Gene Ontology annotation, cellular component: cytoplasm; mitochondrion. The coding region runs from base 110 to 1159 and encodes 349 amino acids. NCBI's taxonomy places the organism in Eukaryota, Metazoa, Chordata, Actinopteri, Batrachoidiformes, Batrachoididae. The record is from RefSeq and is a predicted model, not a curated record. The transcript has 8 exons.
ACACACAUAAAAUCAUCAGCUCCGCCGCUAACCUCAGAGUUUUGUGUCUGCGGAUCGUAGACUGUUUACCGCUUCUUUCUCUGUAUAUUUUUAAUUAUUAUUUUUUAAAAUGAAUUCCAGAGGACUGCUGUUGCGUCUCGGAAGUCGUCUGACCCGGACCAGCCCGUGGAGGAGAUCGGUGCAGUCCGUGGCUGUCCUGGGUGCGCCUUUUUCAAGAGGACAGGGUCGAAGAGGAGUGGAACGCGGCCCGAAAGUCAUCAGAGACGCGGGACUCAUAAAGAGACUCUCCAGUUUAGGCUAUGCGGUCCAUGACCUGGGUGACCUUGACUUCCAAAACCUUGAAGAAGAUAAUCCUUUCAUGGAUGUGAAAUUCCCUCGCACAGUGGGCGCAGCUAAUGAACUGCUGUCAGCCACUGUGAGUAAAGCAGUUAGUGCUGACCAGACCCUGGUCACACUGGGAGGUGAUCACAGCCUGGCCAUCGGAUCAGUGGGUGGCCAUGCCCAGCUGUGUCCUGACCUGUGUCUCAUCUGGGUUGAUGCUCAUGCUGACAUCAACACACCCACAACUUCACCCUCAGGAAACCUUCAUGGCCAGCCUGUGUCAUUCAUGCUCAAAGAGCUGCAAGGGAAGAUCCCGAGUAUUCCAGGCUUCUCCUGGAUGAAGCCAUUUCUCUCCUCCACUGACCUGGUGUACAUCGGAUUGCGGGAUGUUGAUCCCGGAGAGUAUUACAUCCUUAAGAACCUUGGUAUCCGGUACUACAGCAUGAGGGACAUCGACAGACUCGGCAUCGGAAAAGUCAUGGAACUUACUCUUGACCAUCUUCUGUCAAGAAAGCGGCGGCCAAUCCACUUGAGCUUUGACAUCGAUGCAUUUGACCCAUCUUUGGCUCCAGCUACAGGAACCCCAGUGAAUGGAGGUUUGACCUUCAGGGAGGGAAUCUACAUCACUGAGGAAAUCCAGAACACUGGUUUGCUGUCUGUCAUGGACCUGGUGGAGGUGAACCCAGGGCUGGCGUCCAACCGCCAGGCCGUGGAAGCCACUGCCUUUCUAGCAGUAGACAUCAUCGCAUCAUCUCUGGGACAAACGAGAGAAGGCGCACACCUUCCAUUCAAUGAGAUCCCUGCUGUGAAGAACGACACCGAACAGCUCCGCCUCUAAGGCGAGCAAAACUGAUUACUGAACCAAACGCGUGUUUGACGCAGUUUCAUCUAACUGUAGCUGGAAGUUUGACGCUUUUUAUUUUGCCUCUUUGCUACUUAAGGGAAUGUGUCUUCAUUCCUGCACUCUGCAAACAGCAUUUUCCAGCUGUGCAUCAAACAUCCACAAUAAUGACGUUGCCAAAAAUCUUACAAAUGUACUUUUUAAAGUUGACAACAUGAUGAUCCUACAUCAGCAUUAAGAUGACCCUAGUUUGACACACAAAAAACCAGCGAUGCACAAAAACAAAAAAUAUGAAUGUGCUAUUUAGAGGGACAAGAUAAGUUUGCACUUGUAUAUAAAUUUUAUUUGCUGGAUGACCUUUUGUUUUUUUUUUUUAAAUGAAGGUAGCGGAGUAUACUUUUAUUUACAGUAGUAACUCAUUUUAAUGCUUAAUGUAAAACUAUUUCAACAGGGAAUUUGGGAAACUGAUUUAUUUAAGUAAUCCACAUUGCCUAAUUAAACUUGGUCUGUUGCUGACUUGCUGUGAUGUCUACAGUACUGGCAUAAAGGUGAGAGAUGGUCCUUAAUUCCAAAAGUACUCCCGGUGUGCAGUUGAGCAUCUUACAUGACAGUACCCUGAUGUGUGUGUGUGUGUAUGAUUCAAGAUUGUAAAACUAAGAUUUUGCAUCAGAUUAGAGAUUGCUAAACAAUUCAUUUCAUACCUUUUUGAUACAGUUUAUAUUCCAUUCUUCCAUGAGUGUGCUGUAAUUUUUAUGUGCAAGUAUCAUGUCACUUGUUGCGUUUGAAAUUAAAGAAAUGUAACUGAA